UUGGUUGUCAGGGGGACGGGGGGGUUGCAGGCCCGGGGCCCCAAGCUCACAGGCGGUGGGGGCCCGGAGAAGAUGGCCGAGUCACGAGCGCCGAGAAAUUGAAGCCGCGCGGAUAUAGACGGACUGAGAGAGCCCCGGAGGAGGAUGAGCCUGCUGUGUGCGCAGUAUCUCCGGCAGGCAGAAGUCCUGAAAGCAGAUAUGACAGAAUCCAAGCCUGGUACAGCAGAGGCGUGGACUUCACGUCAAGCUCUGCAAGACUUGUAUCAGAAGAUGCUGGUGACAGACCUUGAGUAUGCACUGGACAAGAAGGUGGAACAGGACCUUUGGAAUCAUGCCUUCAAAAAUCAGAUCACAACACUGCAAGGACAGGCCAAAAACCGAGCUAACCCAAACCGUAGCGAGGUGCAGGCCAAUCUUUCACUGUUCCUGGAGGCAGCUAGUGGAUUUUAUACACAGCUUUUGCAGGAGUUAUGCACUGUGUUUAAUGUAGAUUUGCCAUGCCGUGUCAAGUCCUCCCAGCUAGGGAUCAUCAGCAAUAAGCAGAUGCACUGUGGGACGGUGGUGAAGCCUCAGUCCAGUUCUUGCGCUUAUAUUUGCCAGCACUGCCUGGUACACCUUGGAGACAUUGCUCGCUAUAGGAACCAGACAAGCCAGGCUGAAUCAUAUUAUAGACAUGCUGCUCAACUUGUCCCCUCCAAUGGUCAGCCGUAUAAUCAGCUGGCCAUUUUGGCCUCCUCAAAGGGGGAUCAUCUGACCACUAUUUUUUACUACUGCCGCAGCAUCGCUGUUAAAUUUCCUUUCCCAGCGGCUUCCACCAACCUGCAGAAGGCACUUUCUAAAGCUUUGGAAAGUCGUGACGAGGUGAAGAAACGCUGGGGUGUCUCUGAUUUUAUCAAGGCCUUCAUCAAAUUCCAUGGACAUGUAUAUUUAACAAAGAAUCUGGACAAAGUGAGCCCUUUGAGGGAGCAGCUGGAGGAGCAGUUCAAGAAUAUGCUCUUUCAGAAGGCUUUUAAUGCACAGCAGCUGGUCCACAUCACAGUGAUAAAUCUGUUUCAGCUGCACCACUUGCGGAGUUUCGGCACAGAGGCCGAGCAACAGAGCUUUAGUACAGAAGAGGAACUUUGCUGGUCUCAGCUUCUGACUCUCUUCAUGUCGUUCCUGGGCAUCCUUUGCAGAAGCCCAAUAAAGACCCACCACUGUGAUGAUACUUCCUGUGCCGAUCCACUUCCUGCUAUCAAGGUGUCGCUUGACUGGAUGAAACUGCGUCCCAGUGUAUUCCAGGAGGCUGCUGUGGAGGAAAGACAGUAUGUGUGGCCGUGGCUAAUUUCUCUGUUAAACAGUUUCCAUGUACUUGAGGAAGACCUAUCCAGUGCCAACAUGUUGCCACUUCCAGAAGAAUUUGAGCUGCAGGGAUUCCUGGCUCUUCGGCCGGCAUUCAGGAACCUUGAUUUCUCUAGAGGUCAUCAAGCCAUUAUUGGAGAUCGGGAGACCCAGCAUCGUCGGAUGCGACCAAUACGUCUUGUGUCAUUGGGGAAAUGGAUCUGUGAGAAUCAGCCACGUUUCUUUGACAGGCUUAUGCAGUGUCGCAGCAUUGAUGGUGAAAUUGCUUUCUCCACGGAUAUUCCAGAAUUAAUGAUUGAAGAUGCAGUUGAUGCGGAGGACAUGUCCUCUCCACAUGACAACAAGCAGGCAGAAACUCAAAGAUCUGAAGGGAGCCCUGGCUUAAAAUCUGUACUGUCCACUGGGCGUAGCCUGAGCUGUGAAUCCUCUGAAAAGCCAGUGGUGACUUUCAAAGAGAACAUUAAACCACAGGAAGUAAACCGGGAAUUGCCAGCACGAAGCUACACCAGAACAGUGAAUGCUGGCAAGGAACAAAGAGACUAUAACAAGGGCAUGAAUGCUGUAGGUAACAAGAAGGAAAAUAACAAUAAAAGGAAGAAUGAUCCCAAGAAGACUGUUGACAAUAAAAACCAGGAACCUGCAAAGCAGAGCAUUGCUGUACAGGUGAAAACGCCAGUCUCUGAGGCAAGAAAGACGCCAGUGACGCCAACAUCUAGUCCUAGCACCAACACCCAGUUCAUACCUAUCCACCAUCCUGGAGCUUUCCCACCCUUGCCUAGCCGGCCUGGUUUUCCUCCUCCUGCCUAUGUCAUCCCACCACCCGUGGCAUUCACCAUGAGUUCUGGGUAUACCUUCCCUCCUGGGGUCAAUGUUCCAGGAUCCUUCUUGCAACCUUCAUCUCAUUCAGCUCCUGGAAACCAGGGUCCUCCUGGCAAACAGUCCCACAUUCCUUACAGUCAGCAGCGUCCUUCGGGUCCAGGGUCAGGAAACCAAGGAACACUUGGCAAUCAGCCACAAACACAGGCUCCGUCCAAUUCUCCUACUCUGCCCAGCAAUCAGACUGCAGCACAGCUACAGAUUCAAGUAAUGGCUCAGCAGCAGCAGCAGUCUCCUACUAAACCUAUACAAGGACUGGGCAAGAACCCACAUCACCACAAUCUUCAGUACCCACAGGCUACAGACCCUUCCAAGCAGCUAUGGAACAAUCCUCAAGUCUCCAACUCCCUGGGAAAAAUGAUGCCACCAACCAUGAAGCAGAACUACUUCAUGGACGGCCGUUUGCCCACUGAGCCUAUGAGCAUGCUGGAGCAGUGCCUGCAGCACUCGGCCAUGCAGCAGCCUCUGGAGAAAAAGGUGAAGCCUUUCCAUAUGGAUACGUAUAACCACAGCUCUGCCGAAAUGAAGAUUUCAGACUUCUACUGGGGGGACCAAAGUUCUUACAAUCUAAAUGACAACCGAAGCCUCCUGGCACAGCAGUCUGUUAAUAACCAAAGGAGCCAGCGCCAGCCUACUGGCUAUCGUACAGGCCAGGAUGCAGUGACUAGAUUGCCGUUUGAGGAACCCAAGCGUUCCCCUCUCCUGCCCCCGGACCUGUUAAAGAGUCUGGCUGCUCUAGAGGAGGAGGAAGAGCUGGCUUUCUCCCCUCCCCCUGAUCUGUACCCAGCUCUGCUCGGCCCUCUGGCCAAUCUCCCUGGACGAAGCCUCUUUAAGUCUCUUCUGGAAAAGCCAUCUGAGCUGAUAUCCCAGCCCCCCUCUUUCCUCUCACUCACUGGAUUUUCACUGAGCCAGGAGAGGUUCCCGAGUAACAGCGUGUUUAAUGAGGUGUACGGCAAACCACCAUGCAGCAGCACAAAGCCGGAGUCGUGUCCACCCUUUGGACAGCAGGAGACAUCUCUUUACUCCCUGUUUGAGGGUAAACCUUGGUCUCCAUCUCUUCCAGCCAGCUCGGAUCACUCUACACCAGCCAGCCAGUCACCUCACUCCUCUAAUCCAAGCAGCCUGCCCAGCUCUCCUCCCACCCAUAAUCACAUUUCCCAGCCCUUUUCCAACUUUGGGCCCAUUGGAACCCCAGACAGCCGAGAUCGCCGAGCAGCUGACCGGUGGAAGAGCGACAAACCAGCAAUGGGUGGCUUUGGAUUGGACUACCUGUCUGUGGCUCCACCCACAGAGAACAGUUGGCGCCAAGUAAAUAAUUCCAGCAGUGCUAAUGCCUGGGCAGCCCAGGGUAAUACAAGAGAGGACUCAUCGGCUGCCCUGAUGGAAAGCUUGAAGUCCAUCUGGUCAACCACAAUGAUGCACCCUGGUCCAUCAGCCCUUGAGCAGCUCCUGAUGCAGCAAAAGGAAAAGCAGCAGAGAGGGCAGGGAUCCUUGAACCCUCCACAUUGAGAGAGAAGGGGAGAAGAACCCAGCGACUUAUGGCAUGACGGGUUAGCAGCACAGGACAGGAUAUGUCCUGAGCCCUGAGGAGGGCAGCCCUCUCUCCCCCCUCACCGAUCUGGGGGGGAGUGCGUGUGGGGGAGCGUCCAGCAUAUCCCACCAAAUCUGAAACCCCCUGACCCGCAGGCGACAGUUACCUGACGGACACAGCAGGAAGUUCCCAUCCAGAGGAAGUUUGGGACUUCUUGUGUUUGGGGGGAAAUGGGGUAUCGUGCCCCCAUCCUUCUCGUUAUUUGUGCAUGCCUCUCACAGCACCCCCCAAACCUCUGCCUAACACACGGAGAGCAAAUAUUCCCCAGCAGUGAAGGCAGGCGAGGGACUACAGGAAGAACCCUCCCUUCAGGAUCUGAGUUUUUACUUCCAAGUAGCGGGUGCACAAAGAACACCCUCAAAUCCAAUUUACAGCUGAAUGUCAGGAAUUCUCUCCAUCAGAGAAGGCAGAGGAUCUGGUCCCCUCUCAUCCACCAGCUUGUGCUGGCUAAGGGGAGGUGUGAUUGACUGGGUGGCUUUCAUUUUUCUUUUCCCAUCUGUGGGAAAUGGGUGAGGGGUUGAGUGUCUAUGCCACAGCUAUGGAUGCUUGCUUGUACCCAUUGAGUGUCCUUAAUCUACUUUUGGUGUCUGUCUUUCCCUGCCUGCUUAAUUGUCAUGUGUGUUUGUGUGUGUGUGCGUGUGCGCGCUCAAUGUCCCCUAAAGCUGUCUGUUGCAGGAUGGGUGCUGGGAUAGUUGGGGAGGUGCUUUUAAUGUGGGGCGCACUUAGGGGCAAGACGAGGCUGGCUGUACAGCCUCGACAUUCUUGCAGCUAGACUGCAGCUGUAGGUUUUUUUUUUUUUUUUUUUCGUUUUUUUUUUUUUUCUUCCCCCCCUCUUUCCCUUCCCUUUUUACUCUGCCUCUUGGGGAAGUUCCUUCCAUCUAGAAAGAGGUGACAGAAGUAUUGGAUCAAGUUGCAAUGCUGGGUACAAGUGCCACAGCUCAUAGCACAAAAUAUGAACAUGAACUGUUCUGUCCUCUUCACUUCUUGGCAUCAUGAAGAGCAUUGCACACUAGCAGUGGGAGAGCUAGGAUGUUUAUGACGACUGAGCAGGAUAUACAAGCAAUCAGGUAGAAACGUGAUGUGAAAGACCAAGAAUUUCCUCAAGUGUCAAUCUAGAAGGAAGUAGGAAUGGUUCUUCUACGCAGAAUUGUCACAGAGAUCCCUCUAUAAGUGUGAGUGCAUAUCUUUGUUUGCCACGGGUAACUCCUGGCACCCUCGGCACUACAUACAUGGAACAUACAUGUUGCACACUGUUUGGGGCCGGACAUCUUUGUCCACAGUUUUAUUCUCCUGGAAGAAGCCAGUUCUCUCUAACUGGUAAGAGAAAUAGUAGGUGGUAAGGUACCCUUCAGGCGAUCCUUCCUUUUAGCAGGGUCUAGCAAGUGUGGGGACUUCUAUUCACUCCCACCUUUCCCUCGUGUUCUUGUGUGAGCACCAUCUGCUCGGAUCUGCUUUACCAUUAAUAAACUCAACUUCUCUACA
Molecule: messenger RNA, 5290 nt
Organism: Rana temporaria (common frog)
Lineage: Eukaryota; Metazoa; Chordata; Amphibia; Anura; Ranidae
Gene: SMG7
Product: SMG7 nonsense mediated mRNA decay factor
Exons: 23
Coding region: 145-3726 (1193 amino acids)
Biological process (GO): nuclear-transcribed mRNA catabolic process, nonsense-mediated decay
Cellular component (GO): telomerase holoenzyme complex
Molecular function (GO): protein binding; telomerase RNA binding; telomeric repeat DNA binding
Source: RefSeq, a predicted model, not a curated record